Molecule: messenger RNA, 2265 nt
Organism: Physcomitrium patens
Lineage: Eukaryota; Viridiplantae; Streptophyta; Bryopsida; Funariales; Funariaceae
Product: inositol-tetrakisphosphate 1-kinase 6
Biological process (GO): inositol trisphosphate metabolic process
Cellular component (GO): cytoplasm
Molecular function (GO): magnesium ion binding; inositol-3,4,5,6-tetrakisphosphate 1-kinase activity; ATP binding
Source: RefSeq, a predicted model, not a curated record
CGAGGUUAGGUUCCUUCAAAAUACCAAGUGGACUACUUAUCUUUCUAUUUUAAGACAUUCGUGUGAAUCGGUGGCAAAUGUUUGACUGUAUGGCACUGUUCAACUCAAGGAAAUGCGCGUGCUACAAUUUUUUCCUUACUAAUGGUUAAAUACAGCCGAUGCUCAUUGACCUACUCUCCUGUUAUCAAACCAACACGUGCUGACGCUGUCAUCGUCUCGAGAUUCAUAUUCCUACUUUAUUUUCCUGUUUAUCUUCUUCUCGAUCUGCAAUCUGUCCAUCUGAAUCUUCGAGUUUUUUUUGUUGCUUUCGAUUGGGCAUAUAUAGAAGAGAUUACAGAAAUAUAUCUCAUCUUUUUCUUUCCGAUUUUCGAUUUCGCACAGGGUUCAGUUUAGGGCUCUGAUUUAGCACUCCCUUCUUGCUUUUCUUCCGCAUUGUUUCUUGCCGUCCUCGUUCCGCCCAUUGAAAACAUUCCGAAAUUUCAACUUCCUUGAUUGGAUUUCAGGUGCAGAGGAUCUUGCGAUCAUGGCGAUGAGAGGGAUCCUUUUGGAGGGCUCGCUACUGGGUGAAUCAGUAUCUCUGGAGAAAUUGUUGACAAGACUAGCUUAUUCAAACCUCCAUGUCAUGUUGCUCUUCACUAAUGGGCAGGAUCCCUCUGAAAAGGUGGAUCUGCUGAAGCAGUUGUCCGUGUCAGAAUUUGUGAAGGUAGUGUCUGUAGACGCCAACGAAAAUGUACUCAAGGCAAUCAAAGAAUCUUGGCCAGUGCAGGCCUCCCAUUCUGUGUUUGUGGCUUCAACUGAUGGAGCUGCUGUGACUGAGCUAACAGCGUCAGGCUGGAACAUCCUUUACUCAGGGCAAGGAGUUGCCAGUAAAGAAGCGUCCACCAUUCAGGACAUAGACGACGUAUUUGCAGCUUUAGCAGAAUUAAACAAGAAGGCCUUUGGAGUGGAAUUACUUGUUGUCGGCCACGUGAUGAAAUGGAGCCGGGAGAAGGACUUCUUGAAGAGGCGUAUGCUGCCAUCAGUACCCACAAGCAACGAUUUGGUUUUCGUCCCACUUCGCACAGACCGCCCCAUGGAGACACAGCUAGAUGCUGUGGAUAUUAUUCUGCACAAAGCAACGGAUGAAAUCGUUAGUGUUACUACGAUACAAACCCCAAACCCUGCAGAACGCAUCCAGUACUCAGAUAGCAUCAAGACACUCCAGAGAUAUAUUGAAGAGCACCCUGGGAAAUGUAUUGUUGACCCAAUUGACCGGCUCGCGCCUAUAUUAGAUCGAUCUCUGACCCGUGAAGUCUUGAACGAUUUGGAAGAUGCGAAAGUUAGUGAUACCACCGUUGUCAGAGCACCUCGAUCUGUGGAGGUGAAAGACUUGGAGGAACCCCAUUUGACAGAGGCAGUCAGUGUGGGUUUUCCCACGAUUGUGAAGACCAUGAUGGCUUGUGGGACUAACGAUGCUCACACAAUGGCUGUGGUGUUCAAGAAGGAAGGCUAUGUGAAUUUAGCUGUGCCUCUUCCAGCUGUGGUUCAGGAGUACGUUGAUCACGGUUCAUGUGUUUAUAAGUUCUAUAUUAUUGGCGAUAAGGUGAUGCAUUCUUGUCGAAGAUCCAUGCCAAAUGCGGCUUCAAUGGCCGUAUCAGAUGGUUCGUCUGGGGGUAUGCCAGCAUUGGUGUUUGAUAGCCUAAAAUCAAUGCCUUCAAGUUUUGAGGGCGACGGCAAAUUACUUUCGAACACGGUGGUGGAAGGAGAUGGAAGUUUGGACGUGGAAGCUGUGGAGAAAGCAGCGGUAUGGCUUCGCAAGAAACUCGGUCUUUCAAUCAUCGGCUUCGACAUUGUGGUUCAAGUGGGAACUAAGGAUCAUGUCAUGGUGGAUGUCAACUACUUCCCCUCUUUUAAGGAUGUUUCUGAUAAGGAAUCCAUUCCUGCUUUCUGGGCUACACUUCGUAAUGCUCACGCCAGCAAGACGGCAUCCACUUAAAAUGUAUCACUAAUACUUAUUAAGUUCAUAUUGCCUUUUAGUACUUCCCACUUUGAAUUUGAUGAGGAUCAAAACAUUUGUACUCCAGGGGUGUCGGGGAUGAAAUUUUGGUAAAAGUGCAAAUGCCCGCUCAGUAAACGGAGUAAUGGACUGAGCAAUUCCUAAUCUCAAUAAUCCCCGAAGUGCAAUAUUGUUUCAAUUGUGGAUCUUCCACUGGCUAACUGCAUGUAUUCGUUGGAAAGCUUUUGAAUGAGCCUUCCAUUGGUUCAAUCCAAUUUCCUUUUGGGACA